Messenger RNA from Metarhizium brunneum ARSEF 3297, 588 nucleotides. RefSeq lists its product as uncharacterized. NCBI's taxonomy places the organism in Eukaryota, Fungi, Ascomycota, Sordariomycetes, Hypocreales, Clavicipitaceae. Gene Ontology annotation, cellular component: cytosol; peroxisome. The record is from RefSeq and is a predicted model, not a curated record. Gene Ontology annotation, biological process: NADP+ catabolic process; NAD+ catabolic process. Gene Ontology annotation, molecular function: NADH pyrophosphatase activity.
AUGGCAGAAUCGCAAGGAACGAUCCAAGUCCACGCCGACGCGGCAACCUACAACGUCACAAUCGCAGACUACCUGCAAAAUAACCCGACCAUCCAAAAUGUUUGCGUGGGAGCCGUGAUACGCAGCGGCAACCGGGUGCUUCUCAUCCGACGUGCCGAACAUGACUUUGCAGGACUCAUGUGGGAAGUUCCAGGUGGUGCAUGCGAAAGCGACAAGGACAAGACUAUCUUGCAUUCGGUGGAACGGGAAGUCUGGGAGGAAACUGGUCUUCAUGUGCGCAGGGUUCGGCGACUAGUAGACCAUCAAGAGUUUCAAGAUAUCGCUGGGACAGUCAAAGGCAGAUAUAUAUGGCGCAAGCUUACGUUUGGAGUCGAUGUGGGAGAAGGGUAUGGCUUAGAUGCCGCGCAGAUGCGCAAAGCCAUUGACAAGGCCAUCAAGAUGGAUCCCAACGAGCAUUGUGACUGGGGAUGGGCAACGGAAGAGAAUGUUGAGAGGGGUGAGUGGCAUAAGGGUAAGAUGGAACUUAUGGCGUUGCAGAAGAAGACGAUAUUGGACGACUUUGCGCGAGGAGAAGUUGAGAUUGCCUGA